AAAGGUUUACUCUGCAGAUGUGUUCGGGGUAAAGAUCGUCAUUAUGUUUGGGACAUAUAAAUUGGCCCUCUGGGUAAUGACAGGUCUGUUGGCCGUCACGACUGUCUUCUUUAAUGUCUACAUCUUCUUGAUGAGUCUGUGGAACCACAAGCAGAAAAAGCAGUUGUGUCCCAGUGAAACCAUCAUCAUGGCUCUGUCGGUGGCCAACGUGGCUCACCAGCUGGUCUGUUACUUCUGGAUGACAAUGGAUGAGGUGGAUAGUAAGUGUUACAUCGCCCCGAUGUUCUACACUGUCAUGCUACUGUUAAUGUACAGCCUCAAGUUCACCAUCAUGUGGGACACCAGCUUUCUCACUUUUUACUACAGCACCAAGCUGGUGAUAACACCAAAUCACUGCUACACACAGAUCCAGGCCGCCAUCCUCAAGCACGUGACCUUAGCUGUUUUUCUCAUCCCUCUGUGCAGCCUGGGCACCUGCAUGCCGAUGCUCGGGGUGUUUCACCCUGACAACUACACCACAGCGAACAAAGACUGUAGGGCUUUAAUGCCCGACACGAGCUUUGGCCAGGUCUAUGAAGCCAUGUACCUGCUCUUCGCUGAUGUAGUGCCAGGGGUGCUCAUGGUGAAAUGCUGCAUCUCCAUCUCCGUCCACCUGGCCAUCCAUCUCCGCCACAUGAAAGCAAGCACCAACGGAGCCCACUGCCCAAAGCUGGGCUCUCAGAUGAGAGUGAUUCAGAUGGCUUUGUCUCAAGUGGCCGUCUUCAUCCUCUUCCUUGUGAUUGACCUGUACGUCCACUACCAGAUAGUGGUGAACCACGAGAACGUCAUUGCGCUCAUGUUCUUAUCCAUGUCCAUCUACACAACAGUCACCGCCAUGGUGGUGAUCUAUGGGAAAAAGACUUUUUGGAAAGCUCUGAUACAUGAAUUUAACGUCUGCCUGGAUGAAUAUCCGUGUUUGUCUUGUCUGAAGGUGCCUGAACAAAAGACUAAACCCAGCACUCCUGUAAAAGUUAAAAACUGAGAAGCCAAUUUGCUUCGCACUGAAAGUCUUUGUGCUGAAAUCAAUUGGUCAUUGUCUGAACUUAUUAAA
Molecule: messenger RNA, 1090 nt
Organism: Siniperca chuatsi (mandarin fish)
Lineage: Eukaryota; Metazoa; Chordata; Actinopteri; Centrarchiformes; Sinipercidae
Exons: 1
Coding region: 44-1021 (325 amino acids)
Biological process (GO): G protein-coupled receptor signaling pathway; sensory perception of taste
Cellular component (GO): membrane
Molecular function (GO): G protein-coupled receptor activity
Source: RefSeq, a predicted model, not a curated record